CCCAUACCCUACCCAAAUACAAUGGGUAUGGAUUUGGGUAAGGAUAAUGGGUACCUAUGGCAACUUGACCGGACAAUAAUGCCGGCAUAUCACCAUCACCCAUUGAUUGACGUUCAAGACGACUCAGCUGUAAGACGUCUGUGAUCAAUAUUUAGUGAUGGUGUUUGGUUCUACGCAUCAAGCAACGUAAGGCAUGGGAACCGGAAGAAAAAUUAUUUGUUUGGUUGUCGUUGAUCUGAACCUCUCUCGAUCAGUCGCUUCCGGACCACGGUGACAUGCUGUACGUCUGGACCGUAGAGUUGAUGUUUUUUCUAUGGUGAGCGCGGAGCCAGUGGUAGGACAGUCGGCUCAGGUCAGUCAACCAUGCGUUUGCAUUAUUGACGACCCAGAUUUGGUGUGUGCUUCUGAUCUCUCCACGCUAUUCUACGCCAUGUAUAGCCUAGCUACACAUGGCACUAGCAAGCUACUGAUUCCCCCACUUUCUAGUACUCUCUCGGAUUGCUACCCUCUUGGAAGCCAUGGCGGCGAGCACCGUCGUCGACUCCGACGGCCAGGAGUUCCGGCGCUACGGCGGGCGUGUCACCACCUUUGUCGUCCUCUCCUGCAUCACCGCUGGCAUGGGCGGAGUCAUCUUCGGUUACGAUAUUGGAAUCUCCGGUGGCGUGACGUCGAUGGACCCGUUCUUGAGGAAGUUCUUCCCUAAGGUGUAUCGGCAGAUGAAGGGUUCAAGCGUCAGCAACUACUGCAAGUUCGACAGCCAGCUUCUCACCGCCUUCACAUCCUCGCUGUAUGUCGCCGGCCUCAUCACCACUUUGCUCGCGUCCUGGGUCACCUCCAGGUGCGGCCGCCGCCCAUCCAUGAUCAUCGCCGGGGCCGCGUUUCUCGCUGGCGGGGCGAUCGGAGGAGCGGCAGUUGAUGUGUACAUGGUGAUUUUCGGACGCGUGCUCCUUGGUGUCGGGCUCGGCUUUGGGAACCAGGCGGUACCGCUCUACCUGUCGGAAAUGGCCCCUCCCGUGUACCGAGGUGCCUUCAGCAACGGCUUCCAGCUCUGCGUCAGCAUCGGGGCCGUUACCGCGCACCUCAUCAACUUCGGCGCCGAAAAGAUCAAGGGAGGGUGGGGUUGGCGGGUGUCCCUGGCGCUUGCUGCCGUGCCAGGCGGAUUCCUCGCCCUCGGUGCGCUCUUCCUGCCGGAGACGCCCAACAGCCUAGUGCAGCAAGGCAAGGACCAGGAACACGCCAGGGCCCUGCUGAAGAGGAUCCGCGGCGUCGACGACGUCAGCGACGAGAUGGCCGACAUUGUCGCCGCCACCCAGCAGGCCAAGGCAGGCCGCGGCCUGCAACUGAUCCUGUUCCAGCGGCGGUACCGCCCCCAGCUCGUGAUGGCCGUCAUGAUACCCUUCUUCCAGCAGGUGACAGGUAUCAACGCGAUUUCGUUCUACGCCCCGGUGCUGCUGCGCACCAUUGGCUUGGGGGAGAGCGCGUCUCUGCUGUCGGUGGUGGUGACUGGCAGCAUCGGCUUGGUGUCCACGGCCGUCUCCAUGUCUCUCGUCGACAGGGCCGGGCGGCGGACGCUCUUCUUCGUCGGCGGUGCUCAGAUGCUGGUGUGCCAGCUCAUGAUCGGGGCCAUCAUGGCCACGCAGCUCGGUGACCAAGGGCAGGUGAGCAAGGCCGUCGCGCUCGUGCUCAUCGUCCUCAUAGCGGCCUACGUGGCCGCGUUCGCGCUGUCUUGGGGCCCGCUGGGGUGGCUGGUGCCGAGCGAAAUCUUCCCACUGGAGGUGAGGUCUGCUGGGCAGAGCAUCGCGGUGGCCGUCAACUUUCUCCUCACGACGUUCGUGGCACAGUUGUUCCUGGCCAUGCUGUGCCGCAUGAAGUCCGGCAUCUUCUUCUUCUUCGCGGCCUGGCUGGUGAUCAUGACCACCUUUGUGUACCUGCUGCUGCCGGAGACCAAGGGGAAGCCAAUGGAGCAGGUCGGAGAGCUAUGGGGACACCAUUGGUUCUGGAAAAGGUUCGCUGGCACGGAGGAAGGGCGGACAACCAACAAGCUAUCAUGCAACUAAACUUCAAUUCGUUGACAAAAAAAGAAUAUAUGUACCAGUCUUGAAUUUUUUAUAUUUGUUACUAGUAAAUGUGUUUGUGUGUUGCACAUGGAGUUGGAGUACGUAUGGUUGCACGGUCAUCUUGUCGAUCGCAUCAUGUACCGAUGUACGUGCACUAAUUCUUCUUAUGAUCAGACGUUGUAUCAUAUAUUUAUACGAUGGUUAAUUCGUCUUCAAAUUAGAA
Molecule: messenger RNA, 2280 nt
Organism: Panicum virgatum (switchgrass)
Lineage: Eukaryota; Viridiplantae; Streptophyta; Magnoliopsida; Poales; Poaceae
Product: hexose carrier protein HEX6-like
Exons: 4
Coding region: 519-2057 (512 amino acids)
Biological process (GO): monosaccharide transmembrane transport
Cellular component (GO): membrane
Molecular function (GO): monosaccharide transmembrane transporter activity
Source: RefSeq, a predicted model, not a curated record